AAUGGGGUCAGAGAAGGCAGGAGGUGAAGUUUUACCUGCGACGCGAGAAUGAGCGCAGCAGCAAGAGAAGACAGACCUCAGAGCAGCUGAGCAGAAAGAUGAAGGGGAGGACAGACACAUUCUGUGUGAACAGGAUGGGGACUCCCCAUGUGGAGCUGACUCUGUCUGAGCUUCAGGAGAUGGCUGUACGUCAGCAGCAGCAGAUCGAGGCUCAGCAACAGAUGCUCAUGGCAAAGGAGCAGCGUUUGCAUUAUCUGAAGCAGCAGGAUUCUCAUCAGGGCCCGGCUACGCCCGAAACAGAGAAACUGCACAGGCUCAGGGAGAGAGUGGAGAAUCAGGAGGCCAAGCUGAAGAAAAUCCGUGCCAUGAGGGGGCAAGUGGACUACAGCAAGCUGAUCAAUGGAAACCUGUCUGCAGAGAUUGAACAUGUGAGCAGUCUGUUCCAGGAGAAGCAGGUGGAGCUGCAGCAGGCUGUAAUGAAGGUGGAGCAACUCACACAGCAACUAGAGGAACUGAGAAACAAACGCAUUACAGAAUCACAGCCUGCAGGGGGCAGCGCCCUGGAGCUACAUAAACUGUAUCAGGAGCUGCAGAUGAGGAACAAGCUGAAUCAGGAGCAGAGUAGUAAACUCCAGCAGCACAAGGACAUGCUGAACAAACGCAACCUGGAGGUGAGCAUGAUGGACCGGCGUAUUGAGGAGCUGAGAGAGCGCCUCUACAGGAAGAAAGCUGAGUUAGGGCAGAUGAGCGCUCCCUCAUCCCCUCAGUCUGUUCCCAUCACCUCUGGUCGUGUCGCAGCUGUGUUUCCCUACAUCCAAGUUCCUACGGUGACCGGGAGGCAGGACGGAGGCUACCCUUUGACCCCUGACCUGCUUAAACCAAACCCACUUCCUGCCCAAAUCAAUCACAUUCGAUCCAGAUCAGACGAUAGAGUGAGGAAGCCAGCAGGACCGUGGAAGGUCUCAGACCUAGACCUCAUAGUGAACCAUGAGGUGACCCUUGACCCCAGAGAGCAUCCCACCCCAAACGAUGCAAAUUGGAACAUGGCCUCGCUCAAAGCCCCGGACUGGAAGGACGCGAGCCAGAACCCGGGCAAGAUGGCUGCCGGUGAAAAGGGAUCGCCUAAAGUACUGGGCACUAUAACAACCUUGUCCAAACAUCCGCCCCCGACCUAUGGCACAUACCCCAGUGUAGGGCAUCACUCCACCAUCUGUGCCACUAACUCUCUGCCUCGCUCAGCACCAGGCACUCUAUCCUGGCACAGAUCCUCUGGUUCCUCAUCGCAGCAGAUCCAGCAGAGGAUCACUGUCCCUCCGAGUCCUACACCCUCAGCCGGCUCUCCCGUCUUACCCCCACAUGAGAGAAGUAAUGACGCCCCUCUGGCUGCAGCAGUUCGACCAUUUUAUACAGACCGGGGUUCACGACCUCAGUCUCCUCGGAAAGGUCCUGCUACAAUGAACUCCAGCUCCAUCUAUCAUGUGUACCUGCAGCAGCCAACGGCCAAAAACUACCAAAGCAGCAGCACCAGAGCUGCAGUCAAAGCAGUCUAUGGAAAGCCGUUGCUGCCAAGUUCAGUCUCCUCGUCCCCUGUUCCCUUCCAGCAUCAGUCCUCCAGAGACAAUUUGGAGCGUGAGUCUGAACCUGAGAUCACCCACAAUCCUCAGCCAAAUGUGGAGAACAUCCCUCGGCCCCUGAGCCCCACUAAACUCACACCGGCUCACUCGCCCCUGCGCUACCAGAGCGACAUCGACCUGGAAGUGCUGAGGAGGAAGCUUGCCAAUGCUCCUCGUCCUCUUAAAAAGCGAAGCUCCAUCACUGAACCUGAGGGUCCGAAUGGUCCCAACAUCCAGAAACUUCUCUACCAGCGCUUCAACACACUCGCUGGUGGCAUGGAAACAGUUACACCAUUCUUCCAACCAGACACCGCCCUUAAUUUACCAGGUGAUGUUGAUUCUGUUAAUGGAAAUGUAAUGGAAGCAACUAAAAAAGCCACCGUGGCGAUGCCUAUUUCAGAGCCCGCACCAUCACUGACAUCCGACGCUAAUGAGAAUCAAUCUGUACAAACAGCUAAUCAUACAGAAACUCCGGAAAUUACAGAUACCAUGGAUCCUAAGGAAGGUCCUGAAGACAGUCAUAACAAUAAUCAGUCAUCAUUAGACAAAGACGUAAAGUCCACACCAGCAGAGAAGGAAGACACAGAGAAGAACAUGGUGAAGAGGACGAACCUGAAAAAGCCUGGCUCUGAGAGGACAGGUCAUGGUCUCCGAGUGAAGUUUAAUCCACUGGCGCUGCUUCUGGACGCAUCUUUGGAGGGCGAGUUUGACCUGGUGCAAAGGAUCAUAUAUGAGGUGGAGAAUCCCAGCACUCCGAAUGAUGAAGGCAUCACACCACUGCACAAUGCUGUGUGUGCUGGUCAUUAUCACAUCGUGAAAUUCCUGCUGGAUUUUGGAGUGAACAUCAAUGCAGCAGACAGCGACGGAUGGACACCUCUGCACUGCGCCGCCUCGUGUAACAGCGUACAUUUGUGUAAGCUCCUAGUGGAGUCAGGGGCAGCCAUCUUCGCUACCACUAUCAGCGAUGUGGAGACGGCAGCGGAUAAGUGCGAGGAGAUGGAGAACGGCUAUGUGCAGUGCUCACAGUUUCUCUAUGGUGUGCAGGAGAAGUUGGGGGUGAUGAAUAAGGGGGCAGUUUACGCUCUGUGGGAUUAUGAAGCUCAGAGUCCAGACGAGCUCUCGUUCCGGGACGGAGAUGCUUUCACAGUGCUGAAACGAAGAGAUGAGAGUGAGACUGAGUGGUGGUGGGCCAGACAUAAUGACAAGGAGGGCUACGUUCCCCGAAACCUGCUGGGGUUAUAUCCGAGGAUUAAACCCCGGCAGCGGUCGCUGGCAUAAUGCCCCCUGAUGAACAGGAGCCCAUCUGGAUAUUUUGCCCCAUUUCCAUCUUUUAGUGCCACCAACAUAAGAAGAGGGCGUGGCAGCUACAAACUGAAACUAAAGCUUGGAUUUAUUUAUCUGCCAGAAGAGAUUUGGUUAUCAGGUCUUUGUUUUCAGCCUGCAAAACAGCUCUUAUUUAGGUCCUUUUUUUUUUUUUUAAACCUUCACCUAGAUGUCUGUUGGAUGAAAACACACCAGUUUACUCAUUUCCUUUUGUACUGGCGUGAGUUUGUGGGUUUUGAAAGUGAUGACAGCUGAGGAAGACAGUUUUGUGUAUUUUUGUUGGACAAAGGCAAGACUCAAGGACAGAUCAUUGUCUACUAAGCAGCUGAUUCGACAAAAGGAAGGAAGGAGCUAGGAAGUGCAGAGAGAGAGCGCGAGAGAGAAAUAAGAGUGCAGAGGAAAUGCUGAAGAGUUUGUGUGUGUGGUUGUGGGGUAUAAGACAUAGGAAAUAGUAUGUUAAAUAAGCGUUGGUGGCAGUUAAGUUGUGAAAAAUGGUAAAAGUCUGCAUUUUACAUCCAAGAGAAAAAAAAAGCUGUACACACAUGCAUUUAUACAUUAAAGCCAAAUGUACAUAAACAGCUGAGACAUGUUUGGUGUGUAAAAGUGUGCUUGUUUAAAUUUGUAGUGAUGCCACAAGGCUAAUGUGGGUAGAGCCUCCAGUUUAGCGUAUGAUCACAUGCUUGCCACAAAAGUCAUUGUUCAGUUUCAUAAAAUACAAGAGCGAGUCCUUUUAUAUAUGUAGAUUGUUUGAAGCUAAACUGGUGGUCUUGUGACUCAAGUGAAAAACUAAUGAAGCAAACCCCAGACACCAACUGUGUCUCAGCUGAUUGUCUCCAUUUGGUGUUAAUAAAAUUAAUUUAGCCUGAAUUGUUUUGUGUGUUGUAUUGACAUCCUCCUUGUUUUUAAAAGCUCUUUAUAACCCAGACAAGAUGAAAUGCUUUCAGGGUUCUGGUGUAUAGGUGAUUGUACUUGGGAGAUGAUGAUGAUGAUAAUAAUAAUAAUAAUAACUGAUGAUAAUAAAAAUAAUGCAGUGUAACAGGCCUAAUUCUGAAUCUGUGACCUCAUUCAUGCCAUGUAAAUGUGCACAA
Neoarius graeffei (lesser salmon catfish) is the source of this 4024-nucleotide messenger RNA. RefSeq names its product protein phosphatase 1, regulatory subunit 13Ba (gene ppp1r13ba). Gene Ontology annotation, molecular function: p53 binding. The record is from RefSeq and is a predicted model, not a curated record. Lineage: Eukaryota; Metazoa; Chordata; Actinopteri; Siluriformes; Ariidae. Gene Ontology annotation, biological process: regulation of apoptotic process. The transcript is spliced from 16 exons. Bases 99 to 2891 code for a protein of 930 amino acids. Gene Ontology annotation, cellular component: nucleus.